Messenger RNA from Tarenaya hassleriana, 819 nucleotides. RefSeq names its product oleosin 14.9 kDa. Gene Ontology annotation, biological process: lipid storage. Bases 16 to 645 code for a protein of 209 amino acids. The transcript has a single exon. The record is from RefSeq and is a predicted model, not a curated record. Lineage: Eukaryota; Viridiplantae; Streptophyta; Magnoliopsida; Brassicales; Cleomaceae. Gene Ontology annotation, cellular component: membrane; monolayer-surrounded lipid storage body.
AAUUCGUAAAUUUCGAUGGCCACGUGUUAUGAUCCUAGCUUCAUGCAGAAGCUGACACAGGCGCGCGUGACACUGCUCUACUCGCCUAAUCGUCCACUUCACACGCGUCACGUGGACACAGAUGCCGUCAUCGCUCGCCACGUGUCCUCCCUGCUCCUCCUUAUAUACGUCCACAUCAUCAUCCUCUUCCUCCUCGGCGAAAUCAAAAUCCCUAAAAUUUCUCAGAAAAUGGCGGAUCAACCGGCGACGCGCAAGCUCUACGACUCGGCACCGUCGGCUCGGCAGACGGUGAGAUUUCUAACGGCGACGACGAUCGGCUUGUCGCUCCUGGUUCUGUCCGGUUUAACCCUGACCGGGACGGUUAUCGCUCUGGUUUUGGCGACGCCGUUGAUGGUUAUCUUCAGCCCGGUUCUGAUUCCGGCGGUCAUAACGAUGGUGGUUCUCGCCGCGGGGUUUCUAUUCUCCGGCGGGUGCGGCGUGGCGGCGGCGACGGCGCUGUCGUGGAUCUACAGAUACGUCACGGGAAAGCACCCGAUCGGUGCGGAUAAGAUCGACUACGCGAGGAUGAGGAUCGCGGAGAAGGCGAAAGAGUACGGACAUUAUGUGCAGCAGAAAACGCAUGAAGCCACGGGGACGACUCAAUGAUGGUGAUGGUUGUGGGAAUGGUGAAUCGAUCUGGCGAGUGUUUCUGGUUCCUUCGUUUUGUGUUUUGGGUGAGUGUGUGAUGUAUGUUAAUAAGUUAUAUUACGUGCCCUUUUUCAUUGUUUACAUGCCUUACCACGCGAUUAAUAAUCAAAUUAUCCGAGACUUGGAAGAAAA